Molecule: messenger RNA, 1290 nt
Organism: Sesamum indicum (sesame)
Lineage: Eukaryota; Viridiplantae; Streptophyta; Magnoliopsida; Lamiales; Pedaliaceae
Source: RefSeq, a predicted model, not a curated record
CAGAGAAAUAAUUCCGGGCCAAUGCUGAGUGUGAAGCAGCAGAAGACAGUUGAGCAAAAUAACUCACUUGCUCACCUCAACACCAACAUGCAUUUAAGUUACUAUGUGGGUGACAGUUGAAAAUAUUGUAGUAAGUGGACCUACAACGUGGUACUGAUCGAUUGCAGUGUUCUUUUUCUAGUUUGGGCAGUAUAAAUAGGGUUCGAGGGUGUAUGGGUUGCAUUGUGUUUUUGGUUUCUUGCAUGCAUGAUGAGUGGGUUUUGCCGUUGUAGUGUGGGUUUUGUGUUGGUGGUUUUGAUUGUGGAAGGUGUGGUUUUGAGUGAUGUUAAUGGGGAUGAGAAGUUCUUGCAUAAACCUUUGCUUGGAAGGGGGUUUGGGGGAGGACUAGGGCAUGGCAUUUAUAGGAAAGGGUUCAGGCAUGGGUUUGGCGGGCUUGGAGGUGGAGGUGGUGCAGGUGGUGGGUUAGGAGGUGGGGCGGGUCUUGGAGGUGGUGGGUUAGGAGCUGGUGUUGGUGGUGGAGGCGGUCUUGGAGGUGGUGCAGGCGGUGGUCUUGGAGGUGGAGGUGGUCUAGGUGGUGGAGUAGGAGGUGGAGCUGGUGGCGGAGUUGGUGGAGGAGCUGGAGGAGGUGGAGGGCUUGGAGGCGGAGGGGGUCUAGGCGGUGGAGCUGGUGGAGGACUUGGUGGGGGAGCAGGAGGAGGUGGUGGGCUUGGAGGCGGAGGGGGUCUAGGCGGUGGAGCUGGUGGGGGAGCAGGAGGAGGUGGAGGACUCGGCGGAGGUGCGGGAGGUGGGGGCGGUUUUGGUGGUGGCGCUGGGGGAGGCUUUGGAGCAGGUGCAGGUUUCGGCGCUGGUGGAGGAUUAGGAGGCGGAGGAGGAGGAGGUGGUGGCUUUGGAGGCGGUGGUGGUGGAGGUCUGGGCGGUGGGUUUGGUGGUGGCGCAGGGUUCGGAGGUGGAGCAGGAUUUGGAGGUGGGGGAGGCCACUAAUUUUAGUACCCAUCAACCUUUCUCUUAAUGGUAUAGCAAAUCAACUCUCUUGAAUUCCAAAAAUGAAUGUAUUUGCUUCCACUCUGCAAAGGCACACCACAUUCCAUUUUGUACACAUAAUAUUAUUACAAUCACGAGAAUGGAUUGGGUUAGAACUAAAGGCACACUCCAUUUUGCAAGAGAAAUUUGCCUACUCUCUGUAAUCCUAAAAUUUCCCAAGUAUUGUUCUAAUUGUUCACUGUAGUUGAGUAAGACACAGUUUGUGAUGCAACCAAUACUAGGAAUUGGUAAUGAAAUGAAUUUGAAUGA